This is a messenger RNA of Hyaloscypha bicolor E, 1147 nucleotides long. RefSeq lists its product as uncharacterized. The transcript has 4 exons. NCBI's taxonomy places the organism in Eukaryota, Fungi, Ascomycota, Leotiomycetes, Helotiales, Hyaloscyphaceae. The record is from RefSeq and is a predicted model, not a curated record. Bases 259 to 708 code for a protein of 149 amino acids.
AAAUGCACAUUGGGUGGACUAAUUGUCGUGGAUGGGUGCGUGUUUGGAUUGACCACGUCGCAUUCACUUUUAGGGCCGGACUACAUACCCGACAGAGACAUAGAUGUUCAGGAUGCACAGAUCCCCACGCCCGUUGGAAACAUCCACUCAUACAGGUUUCUUUCGAUCGCCAGUUCCCAGGUUUCUUUUGAUGGCCAAUCCGCAUCCACAGAUGUCCCAUAUGGUCAAGACUGGGCACUGGUUAGCAUUCAAGCUCCGAUGUACAGCCCGAACACGGUGCAACUCCCGGGAAGGUCCGAGCAGACAUCGAUUAACGACUACCUCCUCCACGAAGAGCUUGUGCACGGUCCUGUGCAUGUUAUCUCAGGGACCAGCGGAGUCUUGGAAGGCUACCUAAGUCCAGGUUCUGCAUAUUGGAUGUUUGAAGACUUUGAGUUUGAAGUCAGGACGGUAUUUUUGGACAAGCAACUGAAUAACGGAGACUCGGGAUCUUGGGUAAUUCGAGACAACAGGCUCUGUGGCUACAUCCUGUCUAGAGCUGUGGAGCAGCCGUGGGGAUAUAUGCUUCCAAUUGAGCCCGUACUUCGUGACAUCCUCAAAACCUUGGACGGCCGUGCAUCGUUUGAGAUUCCGUCCGAAGCAACGGUGCAACAACUACGACAAAGAAUAACCCUGUUUAUUGGGGGAUACAGUUCAAAAGAGGCCUAAGAUUGGCUCUGAAAAUGACCUUCAAAUCCGGUCUAGCAGUGACACUGCAUGCGAAGAGUAUCCCCACGGUGUAAAGCUUACUGCUCUUACCUUCGCCUGCUAUCUCUGUACAUAUUUGACAGCCAGUGACGUAAAUAUGAUUUCGACAGCAGUUCCUAAAAUCACGACGGCUUUCAAAUCUCUCGAUGACAUAGGAUGGUACACGAGUGCCUACUUGCUCACACUUGGCAUUUCCCAAUUGCUCUGGGAUGCACUGUACCCCAUAUGCUCCCUAAAGUGGACUUUCAUCAGCUGUUUAGCCGUGUUCACGGCCGGAAGUGCCAUCUGCAGUUCCGCAACCUCGAGCAUCAUGUUGAUCGUUGGACGUGGCGUUACAGGUUUUGGAUCUGGAGGCAUAUUAUCUGGAGCUCUGAGAAUUAUUGAAUACUCGGUCCCUUUA